Messenger RNA from Cuscuta campestris, 4411 nucleotides. The record is from the annotation of a GenBank genome assembly. Lineage: Eukaryota; Viridiplantae; Streptophyta; Magnoliopsida; Solanales; Convolvulaceae.
CUGCCAUGGAGAUUUGGCAAGGUCUUGGGAAGCUAUGUGAGGGAUAAGAGGACCUGAGAAAGUAGAAGAUAGAAGUCCUGCUUGAGAAGUUCAAAAGCUUCAAAAUGCUUCCCGGAGAAUCAUUUGAUAUGUUGGAUGAAAGAUUCCACAAGAUAUUGAAUGAUCUUGCUUCACUUAACCACAUUCUUUCUCCCAAAGAAAAGAAUGUCAGGUUGCUGAGAUCACUUCCAACUGAGUGGUACACCAAAGCCACAGCCAUGGAAGAAGGAAGAAACCUGGAGAACUACACUGUCCAAGGUCUCCUUGAUGAGCUCAGAACCUAUGAGCACGAGCUGAAGAAGAAGAAGGAAGAACAAGUCACUCCCUUCCCCACGGCAUUGAUGACAACUCCAAGAGUCCCAUCAAGUGAAGGGACAUGCACAAGAAAUUGUGACACACCUUCCUCCAGCCAGCCGUCAAGCUCAAAAAUGGAGAACUACGAUGAGGAAUUUGCCAUGAUGGUCAAGCACGCAAUUCCGGAAGUUCAAGAAGUUCUUCAAGAAGGCAGACUCAAUCAGAAGGCCAUCCAAGGGAAAGCCACAGCAUGCCCGUACCCAAAGGUGGAGAAGUACGGAGAAAGAGAAAGAAACGAGAAGAAAAAGAAGGCAAUGGUUGCUGCUGAAAGUGACGAGUCAUCCAGCUCAAGCUCGGAUGAAGAAGCCCUCGUUUGCAUGGAGCGCAGAGCUGAGAAGUCCAACCAUGAAGAUAGGUGGACUAUGUCAGAAGAUGACACUCUCUGCCUAAUGGCCAAAGAUGAUGCUGAUCAAGAGGUAACCUCACAAACCUCCUGCGCAUCUUCUUAUGAAAACAUACCUAUUUCUGAAAAUCUUUUUGACCAGUUCAAAAAGAUGAUGGAAGAUUUUGAGGAGAUAAAUCUCAAACACUCAUCCUUAACAGAAGAGAACAAGUUAUUAAGUGAAGAGAAUCUAGAGUUAACUGAAGGUCGGAAAAGUCAACUGGAUGAGAUCACUCAACUUAAAGCUGAAAAUGAAUCUCUCUCUGAAAAGGUGAAAUCCCUCAACAAGGAGCUAGGGAUACUUAAGUCCAAAGAAGCAGUGAAUAAGCUUCUUGAAACGACCAAACAUAAGGGUCGUGAAGGACUUGGGUUUGACCCCUCCAGUUCCAAAAGGAAAGGGAGAAUAACUUUCAUCCCUCCUAAACCUACUGCCAAACCAAAUAAGCAGAAAGGAAAGGAAAUGGAGAAACCAAUAGAAGUUCCCAAAAAGGUAGUCCCUCCUAAGAACUAUAGGAAGCUGGACAGACCUCAAAAAGGAAACAAUUUCAGAAGAAAACCUUCUAACCCCCACUAUACACGAGGCUAUACUCACUAUGGGGUAGAUAGGAGUUUUCCAAGAAAUUCUGAGUGGAGAGCUAUGCCAAGAUAUAGUCAUCCUCCACCCCAGAAAAUGUUUGUGCCACCUAAGUAUGUUUAUAACCAUCACAGGACACACUAUGCACAACCUAGACAAAACUAUAGGUCUUAUCAACCUAGGUUUGCUAGGAGGGAACAGGAAAUUGCACCUCCUGCACGUAGGAAGUUUUAUGCCUACAACUAUGAUUACAAUCCCGACAAGUUUAGGGCUGCAAGGAAAAUUCCCUGCAACUUCAAACUUGAUAAAGCCGCUAAGUACCUAGGUGUCUGGUACUUAGACAGUGGCUGUUCAAGACACAUGAUGGGUGAUGCGAGCCUUUUGAGCAAUCUAAUUCCCUAUGAUGGUCCAAGAGUUACUUUUGGAAGAAGUAAUGAUUUUGGCCUUACUAAAGGGCUAGGAAAUCUGGUGUACAAGGGACUAACCAUCCAAGCUGUAUCUUAUGUUGAAGGUCUCAAUUAUAACCUUCUUAGCAUAAGUCAGUUUUGUGAUAAAGGUUACUCCUUGGAAUUCUGCAAGGACAUGGCAUCCCUCAAGAACAUCUCCACAAAUGAAGUCAUUCUCACUGGGAAGAGAAUCAGGAACAUCUAUGAAGUGAUGUGGGACGAUGUUGUCGGCGCAAAUGUACAUUUCCAGAAGUUAGAAGCCAAAUGCUCUUCACCGGCGUUCUAUCAAAAUUAUCUAGAGAUGAUAGCCGCUCAAGAACUCUCCGAAUUUCUUCAAAUGGAGAUUCGCCUCAAGUAUGAAGCUGAAGUUCUGGAAUUCUUCAAAAAUGGAGAGGUCAAGACUGCUCAUUCAAAGAAGGACCCACAGAGGACGUUUCAAGUCAUCAAAUCCACUGUUGGAGGGAGAAAAGUGAAGCUUUCGCAGAAGAAUUUGGGAGAAAGGCUUCACCUUCCCAAUUCUGGAGUUGAAGUUGGGAGAUUUCCAGUCAAAAAUCUGGACUGGAACAUCAUUGGAAUUUCUGGACAAGCUCCUUCUGGUCAAGCAAAGAAAGCAGAUCUGAACAAUGACUACAAAUUAGUUUUGGAACUAAUCAUCGCUUGCCUCGAGUGUGGAAGUGGAGGUCAUGCUGAUGACAUCACGCAGGAGAGAGCCUUCAUCAUCAACGCUCUCAUUACCCAAUCUAAGGUAAAUUGGGCUGCACACUUCUUCAAAUCUAUCUCAAAACAUCUGGGAAAACCCAAUCAGAAGUACCUUUGUCAAGGUCUAUACAUUGGACAUAUUUUGGAGUCUAUGGGUGCUGCUUCUAAAGGAAAGAAGUAUGAAGAAAGAUAUUGGUUAUACUAUCUGUCUUCAAAAGGGGAAAACAGAGCUGGUGCUAGUGCUACUGCAGAGGAAAGCUCAUCAGAUAAUGUCCCACUCAUCAAUCUGACGAAGACUGCCAAAAGGAAGCAAAAGCUCUACUAUGAUUGGAGAGCUUGGAAAGUUGGAAAUUCAGCAGAGCAAUUGUUGGAUUGGGACCAACAACUGAAGAAUGAGAAGAUCAUCAAGAAGUGCUUAGGAAUACCAGUCAACCACAGCUAUCCUGCUAUCUACAAACCAGUCUUCGCAAAAACCACAGAAGAUCAGGUGGUUCUCACUUCUGAAGCACAGGCUAACUUGGAAGCAACAGCUGAGGAUUUCCAAAUAUUUCCGGAAACCUCAUCUGCCUUUGAAACGGUUCUACCUGAAGCUGCAGUCUCUACUCCACAAGAACAGAACCAAGGAGCAUCAGAUGAAGAACUUCACCAACAUCUCCAGUCUCAAGCUCUUGAGAUUCUCACAACUGCUUGUGAGAUAUCCAACCAGCCUGAACUUGAGAUCCCGGAGAAGUCAGGAAAAAAUCUGGAUCAGUCAACUUUUCCAGAAACAAAUGAAGAGGAGCAAGCUGUAGAAGCCCAGAGGAGUUCUGCAGAAGCUGAGAAGGAAACUCAAAUGGCAGAACUGGAGGCCUAUAAAUCUCCAGUAGCCAUUUUUGAAGAACAGAAUGAAGCUGAAGAAAGAGACUCCCUCUCUAGAUAUAUAUCAAAUUGUGCGCUUGAUGAAGCAGAAGGAGAGUCUGAGAGCACACUAAAGGUUGCUGAUGAAGAAGAUGUGCAAGAAGAUGCUGAAUCUCUUCCUAUGCAACUGUUUCAAAGAACACCCUCUUCUCAUCAGACAAAGAAGGUCCAAGGGCUGAUUGAAUCAGCCCUAGCAUCUCAACAUGCCUCCUUUAGGAAAGAGAUAGAGCAGAUGGAAGCCAGGCACAACAAGCUGAUUGAGAAAUCUGAAGAGAGACACAGCUCAGAUCUCAAGGAGAUAAGCAAGUCAGUGCACAAGACUCUAGAGAUCAUUUCUCUAUUGAGCAACACUGUGAGCAACACGAUGGAGACAUAUGCAUCUGACAGCUAUCUUCAACUCAAGGAUGUUAACAAGAUCAAAGAGCAAAUAGCAAAUAUCACCGUCAGCCUACAGAAACAAAUGUCUCUUCUCCAAAUGGACAUAAGAUCAGCUCUGGCAGUGUCUUCAGCGAAUCAGAUGGAAGUGGUUCUUCAACAACACAGUCCAUCCUUGAUUCCAGAGCUCCCUAUUGCAGUCAAAGAAGGAGAAGUCUCUUAUAUUCCUACGCAUCUGAACAUGACUGACCUGAUUCUCAAAGCUCAGAGAAAGAAUCCGGAAGACUCAACACAGCACCCAUCCAGCUCAGGAUUGGAUGGAACAGAGGCUGUAGGAACAAUUGCUGCUCACUUCUCAAAUGAUAACCAAACAUAGGAGAGACGCAACAACAUAAGGCGCAUCAAAGAACUCUGUGGAAAUAUGCAAGGCAUCGGUGAGCUUGCCGGAUCUUCAAAGCGCAAGAAGCACUGAAGGCUUUUUUCAUCAAACCAGGGGGAAAGUAUGUGAAAACACUAAUUUGCUUUGAUGAAAACACCUUCCUGUUUAAACAUUGCUUAAUUGGUUUAAACAUUGCUUCAAUAUUUCUCUUAAUUGUGCUUAUUAUGCUUGAUUAUGCCUAUUUCAAAUAUAAUUUUGAGAUUUAU